Drosophila teissieri is the source of this 2109-nucleotide messenger RNA. It is a transcript of the gene Mps1, whose product is annotated as dual specificity protein kinase TTK. The transcript is spliced from 4 exons. Gene Ontology annotation, biological process: chromosome segregation; protein localization to kinetochore; meiotic spindle assembly checkpoint signaling. The record is from RefSeq and is a predicted model, not a curated record. Gene Ontology annotation, cellular component: kinetochore; nucleus; spindle. Lineage: Eukaryota; Metazoa; Arthropoda; Insecta; Diptera; Drosophilidae. Gene Ontology annotation, molecular function: protein serine/threonine kinase activity; ATP binding; protein serine/threonine/tyrosine kinase activity. The coding region runs from base 98 to 1996 and encodes 632 amino acids.
UUCGGUCACACUUGAAUAAAAAACAAAUUUAAACCCCGAAUUCGGAUUGCAAUUGGAUAUUCAACUGUUUGUCGGGCAGAAUAAACCGGAUUGCAAGAUGACCACGCCUGUGCCUCGCCGCACCAAGGACAUGAUGGCAUUGGGACUGGAUUCCGAUUCGGAGGACGACUUUAACACGCCAUACCGACCACGGCAAGCGACGGCGGGAGAACGAAAACAGCAGCCGGUGGCGUCUUUCCAAGUCCAAACAAGGGGCAAGGAGAAUGAGCCGCAUCCCCUGCCCACAAACAUGCUACCUCGCCGAGUAUCCGAGUUGACUAUGAUGGAUUUGGACAGUGACGAGGAGGACAUUAAGAGCAAUCACAACCUUAACUGCGCCAUCCUAAACGAUUCUUUUGUACUGAGCCCAUCCCAAGAGUUAACAAACAGCAACAGCAACAUAACCACUCGUAAAUCAUCCAAUGCCGCCCCCCUCCAGCAAUCCGACUCCAAUCUCUCGUUCCUGGGACGAUUCAACAACAUGGGCAUUAAUUGCAGCAGCCAAGGGUCACCUGGUGCGAAUUCGGAAAAACAGUUGGCCAAAAAGACAGCGCCAACGCUUCAAGCUGUAUCAAAUGCCACAGAAAGACGCCCACUCCAAGAGACAGAGACGCCACUGCGCAAUGAAAUAGCCUCCUCCUCAAAGACGAAGCCGGAUGCAGACUUCAUCACCCCCCAAGUGCGAACCAUUGGUUCCACACAUGCUGGAAAAAGUCGGAGUGCGGUGUCCAACGACUUCCGUGCGCAGAAAGUCCUCUUCCAAACACCCAUGACCGUAAGUCGUGCUGCUCCAGUGGCCUCCGCUAGCAUAAGCUUCUCCCUGUGCGACACCAUCACGGAAAGUCCCGACAUCCCAGAGCCUCCGAAAAAGGCUGAACCACCAAUGAGUCAGCACCCCUCCAAAAAGUCCCUAGAUAACGUUUUCCGGGAGUCGGAAAAAGACAACGUGCCACCCAAAGUGGAUAUUGUGGAAUCAAAGGAGUUGGUGUCAAUUCCCGCAGUUACUGUCCCUCCAGAUCCGCCUUCACACUCCUCCAAGAUUUCAAAUAUUUUAAAAAUCAAGAAUCUUGAAUAUACGAUUGAUAAGAAACUGGGCUGUGGUGGCUCCAGCUCUGUUUAUUUGGCACGUCGAUCAGAUUCCGGAGAUGAGUUCGCCCUAAAGGUGGUGGAUCUGCAGGCCGAUCCACAAGUGGUGCAGGGAUAUCUAAACGAAACCAAACUCCUGGCAAAGCUGCAAGGAAACGUUUGUGUUGUGGCACUAUACGAUUAUCAACUUGUGCGCGAAGAGUCCAAGCUGUACAUGGUGAUGGAGAAAGGCGACUGCGAUCUGAACAAGAUCCUUCAGAGCUACACCACCAACCUUCCUCUCUAUAGCCUGAUGAACAUCCUCUACCAAAUGCUGCAAGCGGUCAACUACAUCCACCAAAACGGUGUCAUCCAUUCGGAUCUCAAGCCGGCAAAUUUCCUAAUGGUUAGCGGCAGACUGAAGCUGAUUGAUUUUGGCAUAGCCAGCAAUAUCUCUUUGGACUCGACGAGCAUCAUCAAAUUCUCGCAGGCGGGCACCUUUAACUACAUUAGUCCGGAAGCGUUAACGGACACCUCUACGGGGAAUAGCCCAAUGCGCGGAGCCAACCAACCCAAGAUCAAGAUCUCGACCAAGUCGGACGUGUGGUCGCUUGGCUGCAUUCUUUACCUGCUGCUUUACCAAAAGACACCUUUCGGCCACAUCCGAAACAUCUAUGCCAAGAUGAGUGCUAUCGCCACUCCAGGCACCAGCAUCGAGUAUCCCGCCAUUCCUCCCUACUAUCCCAUCAUGCUGGUUCAUAUGGCCAAGAACUGCCUGCAGCUGAAUCCCAAAAAGCGGCCGUCGUGCACUGAACUACUGCAGUACCCAUUCCAUAUGAUCAUUCCGCUACAGAACCUGCAGAUUCCCAGCAGAACCGCCACCAGCAAUUAAGCACGAAAGCUCAGCUAUUUAUUAGUGAAAUGUAAAAGGUCAAAUGUCUUUCUCAUAUGUGUGUGUAUAUAUUUAAUUCUCAUUUAUCGUAAAUUAAACAUCAUAAAUCCUUA